Molecule: messenger RNA, 3352 nt
Organism: Bradysia coprophila
Lineage: Eukaryota; Metazoa; Arthropoda; Insecta; Diptera; Sciaridae
Gene: DIP-gamma
Product: Dpr-interacting protein gamma
Cellular component (GO): neuron projection
Source: RefSeq, a predicted model, not a curated record
UUUAAUUGCGAACGGUACGGGACGGUUUUAAUGCAACUGAAAAUUUUCAAAUGAAUGUGAAAUAAAUGUGCGUUGAUUUAUUAUGGUAAAAAAUAUCAGUUUUUGAUGUUACCAAAAUGAAAAAUGAAAAUUCGAAAGCAAAUUUAAAAUGUGACAAUGUUGUGCCAUCCAAACUAAUGGUUGAACCAAUUUGAGAAAAAUUCGGCAACUUAUUAAUUUCCAUGAAAAUUCAAAAAUGUUAAACCCAGGUGGUCGAAAUUAAUUAAUUUUUAUUUUCAAUUAAUGCCAACCAAGUUUACGGUAUCAUGGUGUACCGUAAUCCAUCCACAACAGUGUUCAUUUCUUUAAAAUAUGUUAAAUCAUUGCAGCUCGAUAUAUUUCACACUUUUGUGCUAAAUUUGAUGAACACGCUUCCAAGGCGAAUGUAAAUCGGUCACACCAUAUUAUCAUUACACAGCACAAACUGUCUGUGAAUUAUUUUAAUCGGUGAAUUGCAUUAGAAAACAAUAUUGUUCCCAUCGGGAUAUUGCUGUAGUGCACGUUACACGAAUUUAUAGAGUGAAACAGUAAUAGAGUUCGGUUUUGUGAUUCUGUAAUUGCCAAGUGUUUGGUGUUUAAAUACUGCAAUAGGGAAUUUAAAGUAGACUCCGAGAGAAGGGUCAUCAGGAUCAUCAACUUCACUACUGGAUACUGGUCAAAAUAAAAUCGAAAGGAGUGCAUCAAUUCAAUUUACAUCGAGCACUGAAUUUGUGUUGUUUUACCCCGUAGAGUUUGUGUAUAUCAAAGGUUUUCCGUUACAAAGAACGAUUUCAAUUUAUGCAACAUAUGUGAAGUUAACACAGUGAACUAAUGUUUCGAGCACAUUAAACAUCGUAGAUUGAGUAAAAUGAAACUGUUUGAUCUAUUUUUUCAGUGAAUAUUAGUGCUUUUUGUGCAUUGUAUGUGCAUUACGUAAAAAGCAAGAGCAAACAAAGCGGCACCAUGGUAAGCAAAGCAAUGGCAUCGAUGUCGCUUUUAUUAACUACUAUUGUGCUGACAACAAAAUGUCGACAAGCAAAUUCAAAUACACCAGCAGUUCGACUUCCACAUUUUGCGGGACCUAUAGUAAAUGUAUCGUUCCCUGUCGGUAGAGAAGCUGUUUUGACUUGUAACGUUGCAAAUCUUGGGGGUUUUAAGGUCGGAUGGCUGCGGGCAUCGGAUCAAACAGUUUUAGCUCUGCAAGAGCGUGUUGUGACACACAACGAACGAAUAACUAUAACACACGAAGACUUUUCCACAUGGCGAUUGCGCAUCAAACAAUUACGUGAAACUGAUAGAGGUUGUUACAUGUGCCAAAUAAAUACGCUAAAAAUGAUAAAACAAGUUGGAUGCAUUGAUGUACAAGUACCACCGGAUAUACUCAGCGAUGACUCAUCAACGGAUGUAGCCGUACAAGAGGGAGACGAUGCCAUAUUAACAUGUCGGGCAACAGGAAAUCCACCUCCACGAGUGAUAUGGCGACGCGAGGACGGUCAUCCAAUUCUCAUAAGAAGGCAGGGUAUUCGUGAGAUGCAAAGAGUUGAUUCGUAUAACGGAACUGAAAUGCGCCUGGCCAAAUUGGAACGGCGACAGAUGGGAGUUUAUUUUUGCAUCGCAAGCAAUGAAGUACCACCGGCAAUUAGUAAACGAGUCUCCUUGAGUGUACAUUUUUCACCAACGGUUCAAACGCCAAGCCAACUCUUAGGUUCACCUUUCGGGUCCGAUGUGGAAUUGGUUUGUAAUGUGGAAUCAUCACCUAUACCAGUAUUUUACUGGCUACGAGGCUCUCGCCAGCGGUACGACGGUACUGGUUCGGUCAAUUUGGAAUUGGGACAUUCAAGGAACGAAAUGCUGUUGGAUGGGCCAAAAUACUCGAUACUAGAAGAUCGGGAUGGUUAUAAAGGUUUAAUGACGUUACUUAUUAGAUCGUUUUCUGUUAGCGAUGUUGGAACAUAUCAUUGUGUUGCCACCAAUUCACUGGGCAAAGCCGAAGGCACCAUCAGAGUAUAUGAUUAUGUUAGCUCGGAGGGACGAGCACCAGUGGAUAGCGAUGUGAUAAAUAAUAUGGGCGGUUUAGCUGAGGCAGCUAGAGGUCGUGCUAAUUCGAGUGCCAAUUCGCAACAACUUAUGGCAACAAAAACAGCAAUUCUGCUACUGACAUCCCUUGGAGUAUUUUUAACCACUUACAGAUGAUAGCUCAGAGAAAGUUAAAAUAGAAUUUCUAUAUUAUAUGUCUGAUGACACACAGACUAUACGUUUAGCGGGAUAUGUUUCGGAAAAAAGUUUUGUUUUCUAUAUUUUUUGUUGGGUGAACUGAAUGUGUGUGUGUGUGGUAGCAGCAUUUCGAACAAAAAUCUCCGAACAGCUCUAAUUGUGAAAAGUGAAAUACUGCAAAGAACUACGUGUGAAAAUGAACCAAAUAUCGACCCAGUAAUACUGAUAAAGAUCUUAAUCUGUAUUGGUAAUUACGUAAGUCCCCACUACGCUAUUCAAUUUUUAAAUUUUAAGUAACCCAAUAAUAUUUGCUAUGACAAUUUUACUUUUAAUACCAAUUUAUAAACAAAAAAAGAGAAUUCAACGUCUGAAGUCUGAAUUUAAACACAAUAAUCUUAAAACAGUCACUCAAUCUACGAAUCUGGAUUUUAUUUCUAUAGGAUACAUAGCGGUUCUUGCAAAUGUUUCACUCGGACACAAAGAAAAUUCAUUUUUUUACGAUUGCCAACAAAAUGUGAAACCAUUGAGAUAUUUUAGAGUGUCUUUGAAUGCUACUUCUUUCACAAGAUCCAUUAGUUUUGUUUUGUUUAGUUGAAACUCGGUCCAUUCAUGUUGUUUUUGAACAGGUGCAAUGUAUCAAAAAAGUGGUUUUUGGUUGUAACGUACUAUGGACCAUUUGCACGACAACAGUUUUUCAUUUUCCACAUUUUUCCACAUACACUAAGCCUCACCACUUUAUAAUUUCGCAAUACUUUGUUUCACACGGUGAACUUAAUAAAAUUGAUCUCGACACAAAUCAUGUCCCUUGCUUCCCAGUGCAAAACUUGUUAAUUUUGUAAACCUACUGGAACGAGAAAAAACACUAAUCAAAUUCACCCAGUAUUUACUCGACUCGUAAUGGUGACAAGGUUUUACCCGAAAGGCCGUUUGUUUGUUUUCAUGCAGCGCGGAGCGGUAAAAAUAUUUUGAUUGUCGCUUUAGAGAUCGCCCAAUUGACCGUCAGGUUGUCUCGUCACGAGGGGUUAUCACUGCCUAAAAUUGUGUACCACAAAUACUGUUACUGUCUACCAUGGACUAUUUUUGGAAAAGUAUUUUCCCCCAUUUUCCUGUUGUUUUUUUU